AUGUUAUUCAAAAUUUUAUUGCUUUCUUCUAUUGCCUGCUUGGUGAUUGCUACGGAGGAGCAAUGUAAAGAACAGUAUACGGAAUGGGACCAAUCGACGGAAUGCUCGCACAUUUGCGGUCGUUUCGGAACAAAAACGACGAAAAGAACGUGUAAACCAGGAUGCACAUGCAGCGGUGCCCUUGAGCAAGAGGUGACAUGUCCAAAGAGGCAAUGUCUUCAUCCAAGUCCCCGUUGCGAUACCGGAUACCGACCAACGCUCAAUUGGGAACGAAAGAGAUACGAAUGCCUCUCUGAAAAUGAAAGAACCGCGAUGUCCGGUGUGGUGAAAUCAAAU
Messenger RNA from Mesorhabditis belari, 336 nucleotides. The record is from the annotation of a GenBank genome assembly. NCBI's taxonomy places the organism in Eukaryota, Metazoa, Nematoda, Chromadorea, Rhabditida, Rhabditidae.